Anarrhichthys ocellatus (wolf-eel) is the source of this 9469-nucleotide messenger RNA. It is a transcript of the gene slc43a1b, whose product is annotated as solute carrier family 43 member 1b. Gene Ontology annotation, molecular function: neutral L-amino acid transmembrane transporter activity; L-amino acid transmembrane transporter activity. Gene Ontology annotation, biological process: neutral amino acid transport; transmembrane transport. The coding region runs from base 2775 to 4490 and encodes 571 amino acids. Lineage: Eukaryota; Metazoa; Chordata; Actinopteri; Perciformes; Anarhichadidae. The record is from RefSeq and is a predicted model, not a curated record. The transcript has 15 exons.
AGUAUAUUCAGUGUAUUCAGUGUGCAACCAAUGCUUAGAGACAUACUGCAGCUGACCACAUGAUGGGGUUAGGGAGCAGGUGGACAGUGUAUCACUGUCACUGGUGUCAGCUGAGAAACUUUCAGGAACCAAAGAGUUUUAAUGGUUUAAUGACGUGUACAUCCUUCACUUCAGUCUUAAAAAUCACUGGAGAUAUCAACUCACGGCAAACUAUGGAUUGGUCCAGACUGUAAGACACAUUAGGUGUGGACAAAUUUAGCAAAGCCUCUGUCCUGGUCAAAGUGUGUGUGCGUCUGUGUGUGUGUGUGUGUUAAGGUCAGUGGGUGGGCGAGUCUUGAGCUCCAUUUAUAGACCUACUGUACUUAGAGAGAGUUAAUGUGAGUGCACAUGUGCCAGUGAAUACAGCUACCACUGGAGAGAGAUAGCACACUUUAAAUAUAAGAGAAAGAAAGAAAAGAUUAAACUCCACAACACAAUCAAUUUCUCCCGUCAGCAAACCGAAGCAGCAGCAGCAGAGAUAACGUGUUGAAUCUUCACCGUACAUAGAAAUCAUCUACUGUGGAGGAGCUCACCUCAUAAAGUAAGUGACUUUCAACAUGUUGCAUAGUUUGGAUUGUAGACAAAGGGACGGGUGUCCCCUCAUAACAUAGCUGCUCUGUUCUGCUGCUGAAUGGCAAUGUGCUCUGAAGGCACUUCUGAGGUAGCAGCAUGUUGUCGCCACUGCAUUAGGAUCCGGUAGUUCCCUCUUCUGUCUACCACCACCCUCUUGUCUUCAUUGUUUUGACUCGGCUGAGUCUAAUUGUCCAACAUGAAAGGGAGCUCAUAGCUUUUUGUAUAAUUCAACUUUACAUAUUUGUUGACGUGUGAGGGUCACUUUCACUUGGAAAUGGCCAUUUAUGAACCCAACUGAGAACAGGUAUUACUGUAACAUGUUAUGUAGACAGAGAAAGGCGGAAGGAUAUGAAGUCUUUAACCUUACUGUGCUCAUUGGAAGAGUCCAUUCCAACUCAAGUGGUAUUCAUGACCUUGUUAGGGGACAUUUCUAAUAUCUCUAAGCAUAAAUUAUAUUUGUAGGAAGUACUUUUUGAAGUAAUAUUGAUGGACAUUUACACAGACUUUUAGACAUUUACAGCCAGCAUGUCCUUGACGGCCCCUCAUUCUGUACAUGUUACAUGAUGGACUGGGAUUUAAAAAAAAAAUCCCCUUUACAGUUUGUAAACAAUGAUGACGUACAUAAGUGUGCACACGCAGUUUAGCAAGAGAUGUGUGGCGAUGUGCAAGAGCUUGUCAAGCUAUGCAAGGACAUUAACCAGCAAAGACGGUGAAUGCAACCUAAACAGAGUGACUCUCCAGAUCUGUAUCGGCAUCAGUGAGUGUGUAGAAUACCUUAGCAAGUGGCCCAAGAUGGAAACACCAACAGAACAUGUAGGUGCCCUCUUAAAAGCCUUCCAUCCAUUUUAAAUUAAUAAUUAUCUGUGUUUAUUAUCCUCAACAACCAUGAGUAGUAAGUUACUACUCGUCUUUCGGCUGAAAGUCACCAGUUAACAGGGUCACUGGUUAAACUGCAACACCUGUUACUCUGAAACGGUCACGAUUCUCUAGAACUUGAUUCCGCAGUUGGACUAUCGAUACUGAUAAUCCAACAUGCAGACAUUUUGAUGCUGGUAAUAGUUUUAAUUAUUUAAUUAUUUAACGAUUAAAGCUCGCUAACUCGUCUGGAUGGCUGGGGAAAAAUGAACCUUUAUAGUGUGAGCCUCUGAGGGUCAAUGAUCUGCCUUUGGACAUUGUGUGAAUUUCCGUCAGGUGCGACAUGUGUUCCUUGUUUUAUUCACUUAAAUUGUAAAGGCUCAUGAUUUGACCUUGCCUAUGUAACCUAAGCUGAACAGCAGCCAUUGUUCACCCAAGUGACAAGUACAGGAUAAUGCUAAAUGCUACAGUAAGUAGAACACUGACUCACUAGCAUGAGCUACUGGUCUUUAAUUAUGAAUUAAUUUGUAGGAGGAAGAAUAUUUUGUGUGUUAUUGGCUUUUUCAAAAUUUACACCGGCUCACUUUAGAUAGGAAGAAUAGGCAACAUAUUAUAUAUAUAUUUAUAUAUUUCUUAUAUAUUUCAUUAGCUGAUGAGUUAAUGAUCACAAUGAUUUAACAAAGAAAGCAAAAACCUGUUUGGGAUGGUCUGCUGCUGCAAACAUAUCCAGCCUAUCAGACUGCUGCAAAUUAUAUUAACUGCCAACUCACAAAGUGAAGACCAAAGCUGUAACAGUUAGGGUUACCAUGGUGAACAUUAGCCAGUAGCUCCCAUAAACUUUGAUCCAUCUAUGACAGAAAUACACUCAUCAACAUGGGAAAAGGGAGCGCGAUGAUUGAAUGAAGUGCAGCAGACCUCGAGACGAUCAACGCCCAUAACAUCUUCCAACCAUCCAGCCAGACCAAACGCCAGUGAAAGCUGAUUGAGCGCCCUGGGAAAAUAACUAAGAGAGCUGGGGUAUGAGUUGAGCUAAUGCUGCUAAGACCUGAGGCUACCUCAGGUUACCUCCUACCUCCACUACCCAGCCUGCUCAAGUCUACAGUGGGGCAGAGGUGGAGCAGGUGAAACGUUCUAGGUUCCAGGGACUCAAGAUCACAGAGAGCUGGAAAUGUUCAUCCAGCCACAUCUCCACCCUGGUGAAGAAAGGCUGUGCAUCCUGGCUGAAACAUUACAAACUGGCAUGGUAUGUGAACGGCCAGGACAGGAGGGCUCUACAGUGGGUGAUUAAAAACCACCUAGAAGCUGUCAUGGCUCCCAGCUUGGCCCAAGCAUACAGGAGGAGGUGGUGGAUGGCUAUCACAGCCAUUAUGGAGAACCUGCUCUUCUCUGCUGUUCUGCUGGGCUGGGGCUCACUGCUCAUCAUGCUGAAGAAUGAAGGCUUCUAUUCCCACCUUUGUAUUGAAAAUGAAACUGUCGACACCAACGUGACUUCUAUGGACAAUGGUAACUGGCGGAGUUGUGUGGAGCAGGAUGAGGUACUCAACCUCGGCUUCACCAUUGGCUCGUUCCUCUUGAGUGCAGCCACUUUGCCCCUGGGAAUCUUGAUGGACAGAUAUGGACCUCGCCCACUGAGGCUCAUUGGCAGUUCAUGUUUCGCAGCCUCCUGUGCAAUGAUAGCUGCCGCUGCAUAUGACCCCGAAGUGCUGUCUGGCCUCAUCUUCCUCGCUGUGUCCUUCAAUGGCUUCGGAGGAAUUUGCCUGACCUUCACUUCACUCACACUGCCUAACAUGUUCGGCAAUGUACGAUCAACCAUCCUCUCCCUGAUGAUCGGCUCCUAUGCUUCUUCAGCCGUCACCUUCCCUGGUGUCAAGUUGAUUUAUGACCUUGGCGUGUCGUUCCGCGUCAUCAUGUGGGUUUGGUCAGGUAUGGCCUGCACAGUCUUCAUAAACUGCUUCCUCAACUGGCCUGCUGAAUCCUUCCCUGCACCUGAAGACAUCAGAUACACCAGUAAAAAGGUGAAGCUGAGUGGACUUGUGACCGAGGACAAGAUGACUGGGGACAGGUACGUCACCCAUGUUGCUGUCAUGGAAGACAUGAUGGGACCUAAGCAGCCAGAACCCGAGCAGACAGACGCUCAAAGCACAACCCAGGGCUCGCUGCCACUCUGUCAUUCUGUGUGCUCUCCCAUCUUCCUGUGGAGUAUCAUCACCAUGGCAAUGACCCAGCUGAGGCUGAUCUUCUUCAUGGGUGCCAUGAACAAGAUGCUGGAGUUCCUGGUCACCCACGGCAACCCUAACCACUCAGAAGAGCUGCAGAAGGAGGGGGAGGAACAAGUUGGUUUCUACUCGUCUAUCUUUGGUACGAUGCAGCUGUUGUGUCUACUGACUUGUCCUUUGAUUGGCUACAUCAUGGACUGGAGGUUGAAGGAGUGUGCAGAGGAAAAUGCCAACACACAAACAGAGAAGAGCCAAUCAGAUCCCGCAAAGAGAGACAGAAAGAUCCAGAAACUGACGAAUGCCAUGAGAGCUUUCACCUUCACCAACCUCCUAUUGGUCACCUUCGGAAUAAUUUCCAUGUUUGACAACCUGCCUUUACAGUUGGUGUCGUUUGUUCUGCAUACCAUAGUGAGAGGAUUCAUCCACUCCUGCUGUGGAGGACUCUAUGCUGCUGUGUACCCAGCCAACCACUUUGGAACACUGACAGGCAUGCAGUCAAUGGUCAGUGCUGCUUUCGCCUUGCUUCAACAACCACUGUUCAUUCUGAUGUUGGGACACCUGAGUGGAGAUCCUUACUGGAUCAAUUUGGUCCUUCUCAUCUUCUCGCUGGCUGGCUUCCUGUUGCCAGGCUAUCUGUUCUAUCACCGUAGAAACCUGAUCAGGGCAAAGGCUGAGCGGGAUAGGUUGGCUGCCAGCCAAACAAUCAAAGAGAUUGCUCCUCUAACCCAAUCAGACAGUGGGACUGCUAAAAGCCAAGCCAAAGGGCAUGCGGCUAAUGGAUACUCAUCAAAUGGGCAUACUGUUUAAGAUGACUGACAGGAGUGAAACGAUCGAUUGAAAUUACAACGUUCAGCAGUUUAAUACUCUGAGGAUGUAACCUCUCUCUGGGCUGAAAACUAUGACAUCUAGCUAAAUCAAAACAAGACAAAUAACAUAUUGAGCAAAGUCCUCUUCUAUCAUUCUUUAAAACAAACAAAAUACAAGAUUAUAUCCAGCAAUAGUGACACAUUUUCAUAAAGUUUAGGAUAGAACAGGAAGUUACAUGUGUAACCCUACCGUCAGGCUUCUCAUUUAGAAAAUGCUCUUUGACUUUUCACUAGAUGCCAUCAUAUCAUUUAAUAAUGAUAUGUAAAGGUGGCUCAGUGGUUAGCACUAAGUGGACUUGUGAUGGACUGGGGAUUUGCAUGCUGAGUAAGUUUCCAGUCCCCUAACCCUUGACCCAAGCAUUAAGUGACAAAAGAACAUAAAAAUGCAAGGACCAUAACCUGUUUCUGCACAUUUUAUCCUGUUGCACACAGUAGCUCUAUUAAUAAGAGUUUCCAGUCAUUUUUCAAAGUGGAACUUAACUUUUUUAAUUGUUGAAUGUGCUUGAAACUUGCUUGCGUUAAAGGGGAACAACACCCAAUUUUUAUAAUUUAUACAAGUUAUUUUCUAAGACAGUCAAGACAUUAGCAAAUAUGAGCAACUCUCUCCCAAAAGCCAGAAUGCUAAAACUCAAAUGUGUGCGUCACCGUGUAUAAAGAGUGAAACUGCUCCAUGAAUUGUGACAAUGAACUGAGAGAGACGUUUUAGAUGACACUGAGAGCAAUUCUUUAUUCAGGUGGUGUUCCCCUUUAAUAAACAUUAUUAAUAUAGAAUUCAAUAAAGCAGGCGUACACAUACUGUAUGUUACAGUUAUGAGCACUAUCUGUCAUCUUGACAUAGUAAGAUCAUUUGGACAUAUUUUUAAUGUCUACUUAAAGAAUAGCUUCACAACUGAUUGAAGUCUGUCUUCAAACAAUAGUCUGGUGAACAUGUGUACACUGACUUAGGUUUUGCGUGCUGUAAUCAAUCUUCAUGUUCAUACUGGCUAUUGAAAUAUCUCUUCCUAAUACUUUUUCUAUGGAAGUUAUGGGGGACAAAAUCCACAUUCCUUGCUCUGAAGAAAACAGUUCAUUUAGUAAAAAUGAGGCUUCAGCAGUCUGAGACCAAUCAAGUGGAUAUUUGUACACUUGUUUUAUUGUAAAAUUCCCACUUUGUGUUGUCCUGAGCUGUUUCCUGUUGAGCUGCAGUGGAGGGAGAGUAACAAAGAGAGGGAAUCAAUUACUAAACAGAUUGUAAAUUUGGACAAUAUUCACAAGACUUGGAUUGUUGAAACUUCACAUUAGCUUCAAAUAAACUUUUUAAUACACUCAGUGUUGCAUAGAAAGAGGGCUGUGGACAUACAUUAAAGGUGCAUCAGUAAGAGAUCUCUUCAUGACCAGUGUGAACAGGAGGAAUGGUCACAGUAAUCAGUGUAUGGGCACCUCAUUAUUAUAAUUGUGAACCUGCCCUUCAAGGUUAAUUAGCUGUAAAUGACAAAACGUAAUUUGUAAUCCUGAAAGAAAUGAGACAAUUAUGGUCGUUACAAGAAAUGUUUAUCUCAAGAUAACGAGAUGUUUAAAAUGUGACGAUGUAAGAAAUACAUAGAUGGAAAGUUGAAUUCAGAAAUAUUGAAACACACUUUUGCUAAAUUCUACACACUCAGGGGUUUUGUUUCUACCACGUUACUUGAUCCGGUAAGAACAGUAGCUUUGCUCGCUCAAUGUUAGCUACUGUUACAAAUGUUAGCUAGAUAUUGUUCUGCCAUCACAAAGCCACUUUGCUGACUGGAUGACUCUUCUCUAAGUGACAAUGAUCCUGUAAUUGGCGCUUCUUAAGUCCCACCCCUUUUCGCUCUGUGCUCCGGUAACAGUUGAGUGAGCUUUGAAUCCGGCAGAACCUCCGUCAACUUUCCUGUUAUACUUCACGAUGCUACAUCUGUUCGUUGGUGCCACAUUCUUCACGGACACAUUACAUUGUACACAGUUACUACGAGGAAAUUUCAUUUUGUGUUGAAUUUGGUGAAAGACAAAAGCCGUAGUGUGUCCGAGCGCCAGUGGCCCUUUAGAAAACCUCUCUGUUCAACCUGCAUGAUUUUGUCUGAUUUGGUUUCUUUCUUUGUACUAUACUCUGCUGUGUGCCACCCCAAAGUUAUUUUUUGUUAUUUAUUGUGAUAUACAUGACGUCUUGCAUCCCAACGGUAAAAGUCACCCGUGUAAAAUGUAUCAUCAUGAUAAUGGAUUUCAUUGCAUACUAUAGGUGUUGCUGUCGACUUCUAUAUUGCCUGGCGCCCAGAAAUCGAAUGCACACUGCAGCACCCGGUCACACUGAACUAGCAUCAAAGAACUGAUAUUGAUGAGAAAUGAAAUCUAAUUGUUUCAUUGCAACAUCAGCACGCAGCAGCAAAGCUACGACUCCACCAUUUUGGACUGAAGGCGACUACCAUAUAUCGAAGAACAGAUAGACGUCCACCUACAGAGUAUUCUUUGUCAUAUAUUUAAUGUAUCUACAUAAACGGUUUGUGGUGAAAAGUAUAAAUAUUAUAAAUAUGCAUACUAUUAUAACUAUUUAUUUAUUUAACUUUGCCUCGCCUCCCAGAGAAGCAUAAAGGAAAAAUCCAGCACUCUUGGGAUAUUUGAGAACAAACUCAAACUUUUUCAUGUCAAGGACCUCCAACAUACAUGUACAAUAGACCACAGACCAUGGAUGUACAUAACAGGUUGUGGCCUUGCUUUGGCCUGUGUGUUAAUAAGUUACCUAAAAUAAAUACUGCGUUAAAUUCAGUUUAUGUUGUGCUACUCGGCUACUAGUUACAUGGCUGACGUUCAUACAUCCACCACGGUACACACUUUAUAAUUCAGCCAAUAUAUCCAUUAUUACAGCCACAUACAGCUAGCAAGGAGCCGGCAGGACCGGAUAAGUCAUAUGAGCGUGCACGGAGGCCAUUUAAGUGUUCGCACUGAGAAGUUGAUGUACCUUAAAAAGAAUUAUCCCGGGAUUUACAGACGUAUUUGUAUACAUUGAUGACCGCAGACUCAAUGGCGUUUUCAGACCAAAAUGGCGGCGCCCUACCACAGUGCCAUCUAGCGGUGGUUGUCAAAAAAGCACCAGGGUCUUGUCUCUGCUCCUGGACUCUUUGCCGCCGUCUCCAUGUUCCUUUUUUUAAGCCUUUCUGACCUCGCAACAGUAACUAAGGGGGGCGGGACAUAGGAUCUCACAUAGCCUUUAUAUAUGGCAAUAUAUUCAACAUUUUAAAAGGUAGUUUCUACUCUUAAAGUAGCUACUAUGUGUGCUGAAUGUAGCACACAUAACAUGCAGGUAGUAUUGCAAUUAAUAAGUAAAUAAUGAGUUCUUUGAAAAGCGCUUCCUAAAUAAAAUGUAUCAUUAUUUCUGUGUGCCACCUGACAUAUUGUCAAUUUGAGUACAUGGUGCCAUUAGAACAGUCUUUGGCAGGUUGUUACAUUUGUCACGUAGCACACACACCUGUCUCUGUGAUAUUUGGAUUGGAUUCUAUGAAUGUGACUUAAAGGAAUACUUCACCCCCAUUAUAACCAUCUGUAUAUCAAUGACUCACCCCGCGUUACCUUGGAUUCUUGAAGAAACUUUGUUUUUCCUCUCACGUCUUAACGGUGAACAGAGAUUCAAAAAACGGAGAAAAGUCUUGAUAAAAAAACAACACACCACUGGUGCAGUAAAAUGAAAGUCUAAUUUAUCCAGACAUGUGUCACUACCUCACAAACACCAUAUUUAUGAGGAACCAUGGAGGCAUGUGAGAAAAAUUGUCAUUUUGUAUUUCUUUCAUGAGUUGACUCUAUUUGAGAAAAAAAACAAUAACUCAUUUCAUUUUUUUUAAGUUUUAAACCUCAGUAUAAAAUGACAGACUCAGACAGCUAAAGGAUUUUGGUCCCCCCUCCUCCCAACACCCACCUUCUCCUUGCCUGUGCAGGCACAGUUAAGGAGUUCAUAUAAGAAGAGUUAAGUGUGAUAGAGAGAAUAAAUAUACUGUUGCUUUAAAGAAGCUCUUGAAUGUUACAAAGCCAGCAAACCGUGAAGAAAGAGGAUUUGAAACUGUUUUGCUGUGAAUGCCUUCAGGCUGAGAGCACAACAUGGCUUCCAGUAAAAUCUGUGAAUAGAAAGCUUGGACAGUGUUGAUACAAGAAAUGUGACAAUUGUUUAAUGAUGAACUUUAAUGAGUGAUUACAUAAUGAUAUGUAAAAUAGUUCAAGUUUCUAUGUGUGACAUACUGUGCAUGCUUUGGAAGAGCUGAUGUUGAAGGGCCUUCAUUUAAAGGAGCACACACACAAAUAAAGAAAGUGCCUUGUUGAAAAAUGACAUGCUGCUCAUCUGAAAGCUGUAUAUUAUAGCAGACUAGACAGAAUAUACAGCACCUUAAAAUCGAAUGCAAUCCAAUACAGACACAUUGGCCUCUCAAAUUAUUCUGCAGGGAAUUGACAUUGUAGGCUUCAGAGAGGUAGUAUUUAUUGUAUGGCAACACAAUGUACAGGUGCUGCUUGUAUUGUGUCCACCUACUGAGUGUUAUUAUUUCAUUGUUUAUCAGUGGUAACCAAGUUGAUUCUGGUCACAGAGCAGAAUAAUUAUUUAUUUUAAUGAUAAAGAGGGAGCUUUAUUAUUUAAAAAAAUCAUAUUAUCAAAAUCAAACGAAUGAAUUAAAAGAUGUUUAUCAUCUUAAGACCAAGGCAGAAUAUAAUUAAGAAUAAUUGUCCAGCGUAAAUAACUUUUUGUUCUAUUUUGGGGGAUUUCUGACUUGAUAUGCAAUGUUGCUUUGUUUUGUUGUGGGGAAAUGUAAAGAAUUAAAAAUCAUUAAAAAGGUAAAUUAAACUGUGUUUCUGUUCCGAGCUUCCCAGAAACACGACUGCCAUGACAUAGUUGUUUUACACGUCCAAGUCACAUCUACUCAGAAAUACACUCUGGUUCACAGGAAAAAA